This is a messenger RNA of Staurois parvus, 1623 nucleotides long. The record is from the annotation of a GenBank genome assembly. NCBI's taxonomy places the organism in Eukaryota, Metazoa, Chordata, Amphibia, Anura, Ranidae.
AUGCCUGGGGUCUGUGGUGUGGCAAAAAUGUCACACAGGACAAGUGAACGAGAUCUGCAGUCUUCUGCACGUAGAAUGGGCACAUCUCUACUUUUCCAGUUGUCUGUGCAUGAACGAGAGUUGGACUUGGUGUUUCUUGAUCACAGCUAUGCCAAGCCUUGGAGUGCCCACCCUGAUGCCAGCAAUGCCCGUCCUACCCGUACCCUUUUCAUCACUCCUCGUAGACAGCAGGAAAGUGCCAUUGAGGCAGAUGUUCCCAUUGAUGUUGAGACUGUCACUCCCAUUUCCAUGCCAUUAUAUGAUAACCAGAAGGCUCGAACUGUUAUGAAUGAGUGUGAACGUCAUGUGAUCUUUGUGCGAACAGACACUGAAGCUCCUCUGCCACCUGAUGACUGGGAAGAUCACCUUAAUAGGACUGGUUGGAGUACCUCCCAGAAUAAGCUUUUUAACAAGGUCCUGAAAGCUUUACAAGCUGACCGCCUUGCUCGACUUGCUAAUGAUGGUGCAAUCAAUGAGCCAGUGCUAAGAAGAAUUGCUGUGGACAAGUGUGCCCGUCGAGUACGUCAAGCUCUAGCCUCAGCAGGAUGGGAUACCAAACUAGUGCAGUGGCUACAUAGCAUACUGGUAGAAACACUCAGCCUACCACUGCUUGCUGCAUAUCUGGAUGCUCUGCAAACAUUGAAAGGCAAGGUACCAGCUCUUAUUGAUCGCAUGCUGCUAGCCACAACUGUCAGAGCAGGAGGAGCCAGUGCAGAAGCAUUAUCUCUACUACUGAAGAGACCAUGGGAUCCAGCAGUUGGAGUACUAUCACAUAACAAGCCUAGUAAACUCCCAGGUUCCCCUCUCAUCCUCAUUGCUCCAUCAGGGCCAACAAAUUCAAUAUUUCCAACUUCGCGAAGACAUCGGUUUUGGCAAUCCCAGCUCUCCUGUUUAGCUAAGGUCAUUCCUGUUGGUUCUCAGCUGGCUAACAAUGGUAGUGGGGUGACUUCCUUACAGUGCCUAGAAAACAUGAUUGGUGGAUUGCGAAGCAAAGUAGUUGAGAUUCACAAUCAUUUCCCUCACAAGCCUGUCAUUUUGCUUGGAUGGAAUACAGGAGCAUUAAUUGCGUGUCAUGUGUCUUUGAUGGAAUAUGUGACAGCUGUGGUGUGCCUGGGAUUCCCUUUGCUGACUAUGGAUGGACCUAGAGGGGAUGUUGAUGAUUCUCUCAUUGAUAUGAAGACCCCAGUACUUUUUGUAAUUGGUCAGAAUUCGCUUCAAUGUCAUCCAGAGGCAAUGGAAGAUUUUCGAGAGAAACUUAGAGCUGAUAACAGUCUUGUUAUUGUUGGAGGAGCUGAUGAUAAUCUUCGGAUAAGCAAGAUGAAGAAAAAAACAGAGAGUCUGACCCAAAGUAUGGUAGACAGGUGCAUUCAGGAUGAGAUUGCGGACUUUCUCACGGGGGUCUUAAAUCGAGCUGAGGGUCAUUCUGGUUCUGAUCCUCGUGAUCUUGAUGCUGAGAAAAAGAAGAAGUCCAGAGAUUUCCUGAGGAGAGACCUGCCUUUAGACUUGCCAGAGCGGAGCAGCAGACCAGUUUCACCUGGUGCUCGCUUCCCGGCCUCCCCCUCUGGCUCUGAGGUGAGGAUAUAA